CAGACCGCGUGGUAAGGAUCUGUGUUGUGCAAUUUUUUUUUUUUGCAUCAGUUAGUUAAAGUUUGAACCAGUUAACCGAACGACGGCAGCCUUGUCUUACAAGAGGACGUGUGUGGUGGAAGUCGCAUAAUGCAAAGAAAGAAUCAAAACAUGGGUAAAAAACAGAAUAUCAAGACCAGAAAGGAUGGAGUGGAAACUCAGGAGGAACCUGAAGAAUUUGUUGUUGAAAAAGUCUUGGACCAGCGUAUUGUCAAUGGGAAAGUUGAAUUCUUCCUGAAGUGGAAAGGAUUUACUGAGUCUGACAACACAUGGGAGCCAGAGGAGAACCUGGAUUGUCCUGAGUUGAUCUCAGCAUUUCUGGAAGCACAGAAGAACAUUAAAGAGAAGCCUGCUGCUGUGAAGAGGAAGGCAUCAACAGAUGAGCCAGAGACAGAGGCAAAGAAGAAAGAACCUGAAAAACCACGCGGCUUUGCAAGAAACCUUGAGCCAGAACGGAUCAUUGGCGCAACAGACAGUAGUGGGGAGUUGAUGUUCUUGAUGAAGUGGAAAGACUCUGAUGAAGCAGAUUUGGUCCCAUCCCGUGAGGCGAACACCCGCUGUCCUCAGGUGGUCAUUUCCUUCUAUGAGGAGAGACUGACAUGGCAUUCCUGUCCAGAGGAUGAAGCGCAGUAGUACCUUCCUAUGACCCCUAUGAGUCCUUUGCACCACUUAGGACCUUUUCCUCAGGAGUGAAGUUUCUUCUCUGGCAUGCCUUUUGUAGUUUUAGCUUGCUUGGUUAUUUUUGAAGAUGUUUCACGACUUGAAAUGUACAGAAGUAGAGGAGAGCUAUGUUGUUGCACGCACUAGCUGAACAGAUUGUGAGAAAACGGGUGGUGGCGGUGGUGUGGAACUGUACCAUGAUUGAAGCUUGUGCUGUUAGAAUUGUUUAGGUGAUGGCAGCUUAGAAACCACUCCCAUCAAGACCUGUAAGGCAUACCUGGUCAGAUUUUGUACAUUCAACUCUUAGUCUGUUAAACUGUCAAUCACCACCAUUACAGCUCAACAUUUUUUUUUCUUUUUUUUUUCUAUACUAGUACAAAUUGUUUGUUUUCUAAAUGUGCAUUUUGUAAACUUUGUUUGUAAAUAUUAUUUGAAGUUCUAAUAAAGGUUUUAUGUGACCAAAUUCCACAGCUUAGUUUUUAUGGUUUCAAGAAAAUGUGUAUUAAAAUUGGAAACAUUAAUACAUGUUUAGAUUUAGCUGUAAACCUUGUUUGUAUGCAAAUUAGAGCUUUCAAGUCAUUGUUUCCUAUUUCCACAGUUGAAACUUGUUUUUUCUCAGCUGAUCCCUCACAUGCCCAGGGAACAUCUGACAUGAUCCGUCAUGGAUUAUGUGUUCUUCGUCCAUAAAGGUCAAUUGUGAGGUUAGUUUUGACAGUGUGUCUAAAUUUAUGCUUCACGUGUAAGAUUUUAAAUAUUGGACUGUUGUGAUUGUUUUGUUUUUCCCGAAGUGGCAUUUUUGAAUAAAGCAAUAAAGCAUCAA
This is a messenger RNA of Solea solea (common sole), 1519 nucleotides long. RefSeq names its product chromobox homolog 3a (HP1 gamma homolog, Drosophila) (gene cbx3a). Gene Ontology annotation, molecular function: chromatin binding. NCBI's taxonomy places the organism in Eukaryota, Metazoa, Chordata, Actinopteri, Pleuronectiformes, Soleidae. The transcript has 5 exons. Gene Ontology annotation, cellular component: pericentric heterochromatin; nucleus. The record is from RefSeq and is a predicted model, not a curated record. Gene Ontology annotation, biological process: negative regulation of transcription by RNA polymerase II; chromatin organization. The coding region runs from base 130 to 672 and encodes 180 amino acids.